This is a messenger RNA of Micromonas pusilla CCMP1545, 825 nucleotides long. RefSeq lists its product as uncharacterized. The transcript has a single exon. NCBI's taxonomy places the organism in Eukaryota, Viridiplantae, Chlorophyta, Mamiellophyceae, Mamiellales, Mamiellaceae. Gene Ontology annotation, biological process: protein refolding. The record is from RefSeq and is a predicted model, not a curated record. The coding region runs from base 1 to 825 and encodes 274 amino acids. Gene Ontology annotation, cellular component: cytoplasm.
AUGGCGUCCACCCUCCCCGGCGCCGCCGCCGGUGGCGGCGACAGCCUGUACGACGCCCUCGGCGUGUCCCCGACCGCGACCGCGGAGGAGAUCCGUAAGACGUACCGCAAGCUCGUCCUCAAAUGCCACCCCGACAAGAUCCGCGACGAGCGCGAGAAGCCCGCGGCGGAGAAGCGGUACCACGCGAUCGUGACCGCGUACGAGGUGCUGUCCGACCAAGUGAAACGCUCCGAGUACGACAAGCGAUCGCGGCUGAACGGCGCGGCCGGGGACGACGUCCUCGUGAACGUCACGCUGAAGGAAGCGCUGACCGGCGCGACGAAGCUCGCGAUGGUGCCGCGCAGAAAAAAGUGCCCCUGGUGCGCGGGCGUCGGGCUGAAGUGCGAGCCGUGCGACGCGUGCGACGGCAAGCGCGUCGUCGCCUCGGGCGCGCCGUGCGCCAAGUGCGACGGCCGCGGCUUCGGCGCGCCGGUGACGUGCGCGAACUGCAAAGCCCUCGGCGCGACGGAGGACUUUUUCCAAGGCCGCGUCGUCGUCCCUCCGGGCGUGGCGCACGGCGCGCGGAUACAGAUCACGGGCGUGAAGGUCCACGCGAAGAUCCACGUGAUGCCGUCGAAGCUGUUCGCGCGCGACGGCGCGGACAUCAUCUCCACGCUGCGGCUCAGCGCGGAGGACGCGGCGCGGGGCGGGUUUUUCGACGUCGAGACGCUGAGGGGCGCGGAGACGACGUGGGUGGACGAGGGCGCGAAGACGGGCGACGUCAAGGUGCGUUCUAUACACUGGUCCCCAUACGACCGCGUUGGCGUGGUGAACGCCAUUCCUUAA